AUGAACGGCACUCCCCUCCUCCCGUCUGCCUUUCCGCAGACGCCGAAAACAAUUCCAGGCACUGGAAGAAAAAAGCUCUUUCAGACUCCAAAAUCGCAGCUGCGAGAGAAUCGCACCGUGCGAACGCCACAUAAAUCAGUAUCCAAAUCGGCCUCGAAAUCCUCGAGACUGCCGCCCCCUAACGCGAACGAUGAGCCACUGAUCCCCACCAGUGUGAUCGAUGCGCCCUCGCAACGACUCUAUGUCGUGGCAGUAUAUUUUGCAUUGAAUGCGUGGCGGAUCUAUGAGUCCCUGACUGCAUCCGAUGACCUGGACUCAACUUGGCUCUUGUUGAAAUGGGCUACGAUAGACGGAAUCUUUUUAGUUGGCUUGCAGGCUCUGCGCAUACCUUGGUUGGAAUGGGCAUUCCCGACCACACUUACUCUGUUCCUGCUGCACGCCGUGGGAAAUGUGUUUUUGAUGUUUCGCAUCCCAAUUCCUUGGGGUGCGUGGCUUUCUGGACUGGUCAAGGUGGCGUAUGAUCGCGAGUUGUCCAUUUCUGAGCGCAGAGUAAAGCCCGGCGAUAUUAUUCACAAUGCGUCAUUGAUUUUGGGAAGGCAGAUUGUGCAUAUUCUACCAGAAGGAUCCGCCGUUCUCAACCCGGAUCGAACCUCGCUUUGCCUUGAUUCUCAUCAAUCUACUAUCGACUUGCCCAUCCGUGUCAACCAGACUAAUCCGGUCUUGAUUGAGGUUUUGCGUUUGGAUCUUAACACUGGCGAGAAUGAAACAAUUAGCAUCCCGGCAAAACAGUUGAAGUCUCUCAAGAAGCAAGCAGAUAAGAAACAUACACCGGGUCAACUUCAUCGAGAUUUGCUUUUCCCAGUUCGUAAGACUGGUGUCUAUCGUCUUCAACGGGUGGUCGACGAAUCUCAGCUAGACGUUCACACGCGCACAUUUGAUGCGCUAGUGGUAUCUUGCCCGCGAGCUCUGAUCAAAAACUCACACAUCGACAAGUGCAGAGGAGAAUUAUCAGACUUCAAAUUGGAGGUGGAAGGUACGCCUCCGUUGAAGGUCAAAUAUAGUCGCCAAGUUAACAACCUCGAUCGUGGCUUCUCGGUUCUCAACAUCCAACCAGACAACUUGCGCUCUCCGCUGCUAAAUGGGCGAACUACCGCUGCUCUGUAUAGCAUCAAUCAGCCCGACGUGUCGUGGGCUCAGAGCCAAAGGAUUGAGAUCCCUUUGAAUGAAUCAUUGAAUGAUGGCGGAGAAUGGUUCUAUACCGUUGAAGAGGUCCACGAUGCUAUUGGAAACGUGGCCAAUUAUUCUACCAUCUUUGAGGAAGGAGAUCGACCGUCUACCAAGUCGCAAUCCCAAUGGUAUCAGUUCUCCGUCCAUGAGCGCCCGCAGUUGUCUCUACAAAAAUGCAAUUCUCAGAAUCCCUUGCAGGUCGCCAAGGGAGACAGCACAAGGCUCCCCUUGAGCUUCCAUCCUGAUGGACAGGCAUACUCUAAUGAUGGUCCCUUCUCAGUCGGUUACUCGUUCACGGGCAAUGCACAAGAAGUAGCAGAUGCCCGGGCCGUUGACCUCAAACACAUGAAUCAGACUUUUGAUAUCAAAGAGCCUGGUUUGUAUGCCUUGACAUCGGUCUCUACCAAGUUUUGCCCCGGUGAGAUCCUGGAGCCUUCAUCCUGCUAUUUGCAUAACCCGCCUGAGCCCGAGUUGGCAGUCAAGGCGGAGAAGAUCUUUGACCGCUGUGCCAAUAACGCCAUUGGAUUACUCGUGGAUUUGGCUUUCACGGGCUCACCUCCAUUCUCUCUUCGAUACAGCAUUGAAAGCUCCAAGGGCGUUGUUUCCAAGGUACAAGCCGUUCAAGGAAUGCGCACGCAGCUCGAUUUCACUCCAUCGGAAGCUGGUUCAUACACCUAUCGUUUCCUGGACAUUGAAGAUGCCGUCUACUCACCGCGGGCUCUCAAGUUACCUGCGCUCGAACAAGACGUGAAGCCACCGGCGUCAGCUCAUUUCCUGUCAAGAAAAUUGAGAUCUGCCUGUUUCGGUGAAAUGGUUUCUGUGGAAGUGGCUUUCCUUGGAGAGGCGCCUUGGGUCUUGCAAUAUGAGAUCGUUCAUAAUGGAAAGCGAUCCAAGAAGUCAUUAGAAUCCGAUACCGAUGUGGCAACCAUCACAACUGAUAAGCUGAUUAACGGUGGCGAAUAUGUCGUAUCACUAACCAGCGUCAAAGACAAGUCUAAUUGCAAACGAACUCUCAAGGAAAGCAUCAAUAUCGAAGCCCGGUCGCAACCCCCGCAUGUAUCUUUCGGUCAGAUUGAUAAGAAGAGAAGCGUGUUGGCUUUGCAAGGGUCCAGGAUUGAGAUCCCGUUGAGGCUGAGCGGCCAGCGUCCUUGGACUGUCAAGUACAAGAAUGUGGAUGUUGAUUCGGCACCGAUUCAGAAGAACUUCUGGGAUGCAAACAGUGUUUUGACCGUGGAUAAGCAGGGUCUAUAUGAGAUCAGCGAAGUCUUUGAUGCCGCUUGCCCUGGCACAGUGGAUCAGUCUGCCAAUGAGUUUGAAGUGUCGUGGAUUGCACGGCCACAAAUUACUGCUCUGGACGGUUCUCCCAUUGGAGCCGCCAAGGAGUUUGCUAAGGCAUCGGUCUGUCAAGGCGACGAUGAUAGUCUCGAGGUUCGGCUUUCGGGUAACCCUCCGUACAGUCUUCAAUAUGAGAAGCGACGCAAGGCGGACCGUGGUGGAUUCUCUUCGGCGAAACCAAAGAGCUUGAAGUCUGCCCUUCAUGUGACUUCAAUGGAGAUGGAUACCUCCGAGGCUGGAGAGUACAGCUACAAGUUCACGCAAGUGGGCGACAAUCUCUACGACAACGAUCCAAAGAGCAAACCUUUGACCGUGACACAAAAGGUGAACCCGCUACCGUCCGCUAAGUUCGACCAACCUGGUCACGUAUUUGGCUUCUGCAAGGAAGAUAUCAACGGCGAGGAAUCGAUCCCCAUUACCUUGGAGGGUGUCCCACCAUUCUCUUUGGAGAUCAGCAUCAAACACCACUCCAAUGCCAAGCCGGAGAUUGUCACCAUCCCCAAGAUCAAUUCCAACCGCCACAAAUUACUCAUUCCUCGCCGCCAUCUCGACUUGGGCCAACACCAAGUCAGCAUCCACAAGGUUCGCGAUUCGAGAGGAUGCCAAAGGACCACUGAGCUCGAUGCCUCCUCGGUGAGAGUGGCCAUAUCCGAUGUUCCUACCAUUAUUCCGCUCGAGUCCAAGGUGGAUUACUGUGUGGGCGAACGACUUUCGUUCUCGCUGUCGGGUCACGGUCCAUUCGAUGUGUUCUACACCUUCGACGGUGCGAAACGCAAGGCCACUUCUCAAACCACCAACUUCCGUCGUAUUGCCGAGCUCCCUGGCAAGUUCACCAUCAAUGCCGUCAGUGACGGAGCCAGUGGGAAGUGCAAGGCCCACAAGGAGAUCACCAAGGUUAUCCACCCUAUGCCUAGCGUGCGGAUCAGCAAGGGCAAAGAAUCGGUGGUGGAUAUUCACGAGGGCGGAGAGGCUGAGCUUCACUUCGAGUUCUGGGGCACACCACCAUUCGAAUUUACAUACAUCCGUAGUUCCAAUGUCCGCAAGGGGAAGAAAGCGGAGAUUCUUGAUAUCAAGCACGAUAUCUCGUACGAGAAUUUCAAGACCAUCAAGACCUCCGACGAGGGAACUUACGAGGUGAUUGCGAUCAAGGACAAGUUCUGUUCAUUCUCUGCCCAGAACCCGGGUAAGUCGGACAGAUGA
Molecule: messenger RNA, 3762 nt
Organism: Penicillium paradoxum
Lineage: Eukaryota; Fungi; Ascomycota; Eurotiomycetes; Eurotiales; Aspergillaceae
Exons: 4
Coding region: 1-3762 (1253 amino acids)
Biological process (GO): nuclear pore organization; protein import into nucleus
Cellular component (GO): nuclear pore transmembrane ring
Molecular function (GO): structural constituent of nuclear pore
Source: RefSeq, a predicted model, not a curated record